Cutaneotrichosporon cavernicola is the source of this 219-nucleotide messenger RNA. RefSeq lists its product as uncharacterized. Bases 1 to 219 code for a protein of 72 amino acids. The transcript has 2 exons. Lineage: Eukaryota; Fungi; Basidiomycota; Tremellomycetes; Trichosporonales; Trichosporonaceae. The record is from RefSeq and is a predicted model, not a curated record.
AUGUUCAGCCACUGGAAACACGAGCAGCCCAAAGCCGCUACCACCGGUACAUCCGCCACGCUCGGCACGUCGCCAACAGGAGCGUCGACCUCUCCCCUUCACGACCGUGCCAUGGCCGAUGUCCAGAAAGAAGCUACCCAAGAACGCCCACGCCGCUGGUCGUUGGACUUCGAAAUGCGCCGCGGCUCAAACCCCCUCUCGAAGGGGAUCAACCCUUGA